This is a messenger RNA of Rhopilema esculentum, 1539 nucleotides long. RefSeq names its product BBSome complex member BBS4. Lineage: Eukaryota; Metazoa; Cnidaria; Scyphozoa; Rhizostomeae; Rhizostomatidae. Gene Ontology annotation, biological process: protein localization to cilium; cilium assembly. Gene Ontology annotation, cellular component: ciliary basal body. The record is from RefSeq and is a predicted model, not a curated record. Gene Ontology annotation, molecular function: protein binding.
AUGGCGGAAAGUCAAACCUUAGCAACAGUGAAUAAAUCACGAACCACUUUGGGAGGAGAGAGUACGGCUAGCGUUAGAAGUACUGCCAAUAGUGAAAAUGAAGAGCAAAUGCCAAAAAAACCAAACGGCGAUAAAAGCUCGUCCGAAAGUGGCAUUGCAGAAAGUGGUGAGAUGCCACAGCAACAAACUAUAUCACAACCUGCUCCAAGACGCCGGGCAAAAGCACCAGAAUUGCCUGUGUUUGAAAGACGGAACUGGCUCAUUCAUCUACAUUAUACAAUGAAAGAGUAUGAUAAAUGCAAGGCUUUAAUUGCAGAGCAGCUAUUUGAAACUGGGGAUGCAUGUGAAUAUGCUUUGUUUGUGCAAGCUUUGAUCUUAAGAGAAGAAGGCAACAUUCAAAGUUCACUGGAGCUUUUCCAAAAAACGACUCAGCUUGAUCCACAGAAUGUAAGCAACCUAAAACAAGUUGCCAGAUCUCUAUUUUUACUUGGCCGACAUAAAGCUGCGUUAGAAGCUUAUAAUGAGGCAGGCAAAUUGACGCCAUUAGACUGGGAAAUAAUGCACAACCAAGGAGUCUGUUAUAUGUACCUCAAAGACACUGAAAAGGCCAUUCAGUCGCUGAAAGCUGCCAUCCAAUACAGCAAACAUGAUAUCAGCUUUAUAAUGCUUGCGAAAUGCUUUCUGAAUGAAGGAAAUCUCGAUGCAGCUAUCGAUGUGUACAAGAAAGCAGUUGAAUAUUCUCCAGAAAAUCCAGAACUGAUGACAACAUUGGGACUACUGUUCUUGCAGACCGGUCAGCCGCAAAAAGCAUUUGAACAACUUGGCAAUGCAAUGACUUACGACCCUCACAAUGUUAAGGCGAUUUUAGCUGCUGGCUCCAUGAUUCAAAGUCGCGGUGACUAUGAUGUAGCCUUGGCAAAAUACAGAAUAGCGGCCACUUCGACUCCUGAAUCGCCACAAUUAUGGAAUAAUAUUGGAAUGUGCUUCUUUGGCAAGAAAAAAUAUGUUGCGGCCAUCAGUUGCUUGAAAAGAGCUGUUUACUUGGCACCGUUUGAAUGGAAUAUAAUUUAUAACCUUGGACUUGUGCAUUUAACUAUGCAACAAUAUGCAUCGGCUUUUCACUACCUCAGUGCUGCAGUCACCUUGAGGCCAAAAUUCGGAAAACUGUUCAUGUUGCUCGCAAUUGCAUUAACAUACUUGGAAGAUGUCGAUAACGCCAAACAAGCAUACGAACAAGCAAUAACCUUAGACAGUGACGACCCAUCAAUCCACCUAAAUUAUGCUGCAAUGUUAUUCAAUAUUGGAGACAGAAGAGCUGCUGCGAAGCAAUUUUCCCAGUUUCAGAAAAAGUUUGAAACAUUCAAGGCAGCGAAUGCAGAUGAUGUGGAUCCUCAGAUUUUUGAUGUCUCUGCAAAACUUGAACCCCUCCUCGUUGUUGGUGGAACAUACGCUAAGAAUGCUAAGAGAUCAGGCAAAGAUAAUACCCAGCUAAGAACGGAUACAAAAGGAGAAACAAACGCAGAUGAAGAGGAAGUAUAA